Molecule: messenger RNA, 210 nt
Organism: Knipowitschia caucasica
Lineage: Eukaryota; Metazoa; Chordata; Actinopteri; Gobiiformes; Gobiidae
Source: the annotation of a GenBank genome assembly
AUGCUGUGGAGGUGUAAGGGACGAGAGGAGCAGACGAGCCCAAAGAAAAGAGAUGAAGCCGGGGGAAGAGGUUGGCACGAAGGCGGGUGGAGAGAUGGGGUUGGUGUGGGAGGCCAGAGAGAGGCGGGUGGAGAGGUGGGGUUGUUGUGGGAGGCCAGAGAGAGGCGGGUGGAGAGGGCAGAGCUGGCACAGAAUCACUGCGACUCUUGA